GCGCUCAUCUCCCCCCUCACCAUGACAACGACAGAUUUCUAGCAUCGUCAGAGAGCAAACCGUCAGCCCCUGAUUAAGAGACGAAUAUUAUGAAACAUAUCGUCUUUUACGGCAGUAUUACGGAGUUUUAUUUCACGUAGGCAGGUUAACGUGGCCGUGUGGACCCUCAUGCGUCGAAGACCAGCCGGAGGCAGAAGAGGGAGACGCCGUUUAACUGCGUGAACAACAUGGCUCUUCUACAGCAUCCCUGUCUGCUGCUCGCUUGUGUUGUGCUGCUGACAGCAGCCCGACGUACCGACGCCCGGUCUCUGCCGUUAUCGGAUUUAAAGUCCAAAAUAUCAGGGGUGGAGGAGCUGCUGGAGGAAUUCCGCAAGCAGCUCCAGCAAGACCAGACGUACAGGGCAGGCGAUGUGGUUGACUCCUGUGUGGGCGACUUCAACGCAGUCGGGGAGCGCAUCAUCCGGGCCAAGGCCUCCAUCGAGCAGGGAGCCACCUUCCUGCUGGCCCCGGACAGGGUGUACACCUGGAAGGACUGUCUGCACGCCUGCUGCUCCCAGCCUCACUGCACCGUGGCGGUGGUCCAGCAGGACCUGAGGCAGCCCGGGGACAGUCUCAGCUGCUACCUGUUCAACUGCACCUACAGGAAUAAAAACGUCUGCUCGUUCGCCCCGCAGCAAGGCUUCACCACCUACAGCCGGACGCCCAACGCGACGCAGGGACACCUCCCUGUUUCCCCCGGCAGCUCGGCCCGGAGGCCCGGGGAAGGUCAUCCCGAUGAGCAGGAUGCACAAGAUGUGGAUGAGCCUCCUCGCAGUGACGCUGGACAGGAUGUGGUGAUCCAGCUGCCAGACUGGGCCGUCCUGGAUGGACGGGACAGUGUAGACGACCACGAGAUCAGCCACUAUGAAUGGACUCUCAUCAAGGGGGACACAGCCAUCAAUAUGAAGGCGACUCAUCCAGGGCUGCUGAAGAUCAGUGGCCUCCAGGAGGGAGUCUACUCCUUCCAGAUGACUGUCACUGACACAGCGGGGCAGAAGAGCUCUGACAACGUCUCUGUCACUGUGCUUGCACCAAAACACCAAGCAGAAGUGUGCACAGGCAGAUGCUCAAGGUACCAGUUCAAGUGUGAUGACGGUUGCUGUAUUGACAUCACCUACGCCUGCGAUGGAAAGCAACAUUGUUCUGACCGCUCUGAUGAAGACUUCUGCCAAAUCUUUGACAGCAACAGGAAGUCAGUGACCCACCCUGCUGAUCUGUCAAACUCUCAUCGGCCUGUAGCGCAGACAGAGCAGACAGAGCAGUCAGAGGAUGGCUCCAUGCUGCAGACUGGGCCAAGAAAGACCGUUCAGAACAUCCCACCACCUCAGGACAGGAGCCAGGCCGCUCCCCCACAAAGUCCCAGUCAGCAGGAGGCUUCAGUCAGUGAAGAUCCAUGUGCUGCAGCUCCAGUUGUCGGACCGUGUAAAGGCACCUUCCCACGCUGGUACUACGACCAAAAUGCAGGAGAAUGCAAACACUUUCUGUAUGGUGGUUGCCAGGGCAACCAUAACAACUUCCUCCAGGAAUCUGACUGUGUCAGUGAAUGUAUACAAAAAGGUCCAGCUUUCAAACCAGCAACUGUGGCUCCUCCAGUCACCAAACAGACUGAGAUAGCUGCACCUAAAGUCUCCCAGAGCCAAGCAGAGAGCGACGUCCCCAUCUCCAAACCUUUCCCAGUUAGAGGAGGGCAUCCAGUACCAGAGUCAGGUGCGAUACUCCCUCUGGCUCUUGGCCUGAUCAUCACCGCUCUGCUGCUGCUCAUGAUCGGCUGUCGUCUGAGACUCGUUCGACACAAGAUGAAGAAAGCUCGACCCCUCACCACAGAGGAGUCAGAUUACCUCAUCAAUGGCAUGUACCUGUAGCCAAUCAGCCGGGGGCUGCAAAUUCAAGAGCUCCGAGAUCUGAAAAAAAGAGAAACAUAGGUAUGUUGUUGCCAGGGCCUGAGCCAGGACUUUUUGAAUUUGCACUCUCUAAUUUGUUCGGGUUGAAAACGUCCCAACUCUGCUGUCAUAAACGUUUCUGAACAUCCUGACACUGGACUGGUGAAUCCACUGCUGAUAGCUGCUGUCUUCAAAGCAAUUCACUCAUAUUCAGAUGCUUGUGAAUUCAUAUUUAUGACGUUUUAAGAAACUCUGAUUGUGAAUGCACAAUGGAAGAGUCAACAUUCCCAGUGCAAUACUGAUAAACAUCUGUCUACAUUCCCCCAAGGACUCCUGGGACACAUACAGUACAAGAGACUCUUUUGUCUCCAUUAUUAGGAUUCAUUUUAUUCCUAAACCACAGGUUACUCUUUAGAUACACUGGUGAUGCAAAAACACGUACUAGAUUUCUGCCACAGGGGGGCCUGUUUGUGCUGUACAUGUUACCCGAGUUAACUGAGGGGCAGAAGAGUAACACACUGGAGUGCCUGGUACACUGCUCCUUUUUGACUGAUUAGGAAUCAGACACAAAUUACCAGUAUUCUUAGUUCCUCAAAAGCAUAUAAAGCCAUAGCGAAUCUAUUGGUCAAAAUCUAUUCCUGUCUUCUUUUUUUUUCGAAGCAAACUUAUGUGGAGUGUCUACUAUAUUUGCACACAUGUAUUCCCUCAAAGUGCUGUCUUUAAUGUGAGAUAUUAAAGUUUAUUAUAUAUCACAAAACACUGGUGGGAUCCGUUGACAAAGUAACAAAGAAAUGUAUUAUGUCUUUUCCAACUUCAUUAGCACAUAAUUAACUGCCAAAACUACCAUUGAAGACUGUGAUGUCAUUAGUUGUUCAUUGUUAAUUUUAAAAGAUGUGGUUUACUGUAUUUUCAUGUUCACUGCCAUGACUUCCCCAGGCCUGAAUGAAGAAGUUGAUUUUAAAAACUUUUUUAUGAAGCUAUUUAUCACCAUUGCAUUUUCCCCCUUUUUUUCUUUCUUUACAAUCAAUUUACUAUUUUUGCACUGGACAUAUUACCCCGUCUACCACGUAGUAUGACGUAAGAUGUCACGUGACAGCACAACAAGGAAAUGUACCUCCGUUGUCACACCUGUGCAGGAUCACGACGCCCUGACAAGGGCCUCUGCCCUGGAGCGCGUCCGCGUUUUGCCCUACUUUUCUGUUCUUUAUUACUUUUUUUUUCUUCUCUCCGAUACGACAGUACCUGUGACUGUUUCAAAAGACCGCCCCGCCACGUUCAAGGCACAUAAAUCACCCCCAUCAAGGGCUUCAUUUUGGUGCUGCCAUCCUCCAUCUUGUCGUACUGCUCCAACA
Plectropomus leopardus (leopard coralgrouper) is the source of this 3271-nucleotide messenger RNA. RefSeq names its product low density lipoprotein receptor-related protein 11 (gene lrp11). NCBI's taxonomy places the organism in Eukaryota, Metazoa, Chordata, Actinopteri, Perciformes, Serranidae. The record is from RefSeq and is a predicted model, not a curated record. Gene Ontology annotation, molecular function: protein binding; serine-type endopeptidase inhibitor activity.